This is a messenger RNA of Limanda limanda (common dab), 1373 nucleotides long. RefSeq names its product solute carrier family 25 member 15a (gene slc25a15a). Gene Ontology annotation, biological process: mitochondrial L-ornithine transmembrane transport. NCBI's taxonomy places the organism in Eukaryota, Metazoa, Chordata, Actinopteri, Pleuronectiformes, Pleuronectidae. The record is from RefSeq and is a predicted model, not a curated record. Gene Ontology annotation, molecular function: L-ornithine transmembrane transporter activity. Bases 38 to 949 code for a protein of 303 amino acids. The transcript is spliced from 6 exons.
GGGAUAUUUUCAGGUUCACUGCAUCUUUGGAAACACGAUGGCUCCACACCGGGUCACCCAGGUCUUCAUUGACUUCACUGCGGGAGCAUUAGGUGGGACAGCGUGCGUGUUCAGCGGUCAAGCACUCGACACCACCAAGGUGAAGAUGCAGACGUUCCCCACCAUGUACCGCGGCUUCUUCCACUGCUUCACCUCCACCUACAGACAGGUGGGGGUCCGGGGGCUCUACCGAGGCACGACCCCAGCCCUCAUGGCCCACAUCAGUCAGAACGCCGUGCUGUUCCUGAGUUACGGCCUCUGCAAGGACGCCGUCCGCUUCGUGUUCGGUGUCGACAAACGGAAGAAGCUCAGCGAUCUACAGAUGGCCGCUGCAGGGUCUUUAUCCUCCAUCUUCUCCUCCUUGGCACAGUGCCCCCCCGAGCUGGUCAAGUGUCGCCUGCAGGCCAUGCACGAAAUGGAGGCGUCUGGAAUGAUCGCAGGCGGAGGGAAGAGCACCGUGUGGACAGUGAUGAAGACUGUGAUGAGGAACAACGGACCCCUGGGGUUCUACCAAGGACUGAGUUCCACCUUCGUCAGGGAGAUACCAGGUUACUUCUGCUUCUUCGGGGCGUAUGAACUCUGUCGCUCUACGUUUGCUCGGCACAUGGACACAGAGAAGGACGGAAUAGGAGUUCUUCCAGUCAUGUUCAGCGGUGGAUUUGCGGGAGCUUGUCUUUGUUUGGUGGUUUUUCCAAUCGACUGCGUGAAGUCAAGGAUCCAGGUUCACUCGCUCGCUGGGAGGCAACAGGGCUUUGUGAAAACCUUCCUGGGUGUCGUACGCACCGAAGGGUUCCUGGCUCUGUACUCGGGCCUGACUCCCACCAUGAUACGCAGCUUCCCUGCCAACGGAGCGCUCUUCCUGGCUUACGAGUGGAGUCGCAGGUUCAUGAUGGAGGCCGUGGGCACCUGAGGUUUCUUCCUUUAUAGUAUUUUUAAAUUGACUUUAUCAUGGUGCAUGUAUCUGCGUUUUCAGUGGAGCUGCUUCUGAAAUAGAGUUUUAAUCAUUCACAUCUCACCAUAAUCCUUGGUGGAGUAUAUCUGUGAACAAGUUACGGCAUGAUGUUUGAUGCCUAGAACAAACCUUUUGUUGUCAAGUCAGAAAAAGGGAGGAGAACAUCAGCAGGUACACCAUGUCCUGGUGAACAGCUUAACUCUGCAUAACACACCUUAUUGUAUGAUUUGAUUUUAUUUGAAGUGCAGAUCCCAAAUGUUUCUGCUGCAGUAAAACCAACAAACUCAUCUUUACUUAGCAGAAUCUUAGUUCCCUGUCCUAGAAAAGAUCCUUUUCACACUAAAUAAAGUUUUAUAAUGAUAAAUUUACAUAAAAAAUCUGA